Molecule: messenger RNA, 849 nt
Organism: Fusarium coffeatum
Lineage: Eukaryota; Fungi; Ascomycota; Sordariomycetes; Hypocreales; Nectriaceae
Exons: 1
Coding region: 1-849 (282 amino acids)
Biological process (GO): C-terminal protein methylation
Cellular component (GO): membrane; endoplasmic reticulum
Molecular function (GO): protein C-terminal S-isoprenylcysteine carboxyl O-methyltransferase activity
Source: RefSeq, a predicted model, not a curated record
AUGGUAGAAACUUCUCGACCCGCUGGCGGUCGGCCUUUCGACUUUAGCCCCUCAACUGCUCAUUAUCAAUCUACGCCUUCUCAUCAUGACUCCUUUCCUGGCAACUCACACUCUAUCAAUGAACUCAUGACCCUGAGGCCUUACUUCGCAGGCCAGGAAAAGUCACUCUCCGGUAUUGCCAUGCGAGCCUUUUGUCUGGGUAUCGCUUUGGCUUCGAGUGGCAUCGCCAUGGUGACCAUUCUGGCCAUGACGUCGAGUCCUGCUUGGCGGGUACCGUUCUUCCUCUUUGCUCUUUCGGCUUUCCACUUCCUUGAAUUUUGGACUACGGCUGAGAGGAACACUCUUGUUGCUAGCAUCGGCAGCUUUCUUUUGACUGCGAACUGGCCAGGCUAUGCUAUCGCUCACUCAGCUGCGUUCACUGAAUGUGCCAUCGUCAAUGUUUUCUUCCCUGAGCGCAGUUGGGCACCCUUCGGCACUGGCCAUCUGCUUCUGGCUGUCGGUCUUGCCAUGGUCAUUGUCGGACAGGUUGUUCGUUCAGUGGCCAUGCUGGAAGCUGGAGCCAGUUUUAACCAUCAUGUGCAAACGAGGAAGAAGGAUUCUCAUGAGCUCGUUACCACAGGCAUUUACUCUGUGUUCCGUCAUCCAAGUUAUUUUGGGUUCUUCUACUGGGGUUUGGGAACGCAGUUGGUCCUUGGAAACGUUCUGUGCUUCUUUGCUUAUGGCUUCGUGCUUUGGAAGUUUUUCAGUGCCAGAAUCAGGCAUGAGGAGGCUAAGCUGGUCGAGUUCUUCAAGGAUGAUUAUGUGGAGUAUCGCAAGAGGGUCGGAACAAAGAUGCCCUUUAUCGGGUAG